This is a messenger RNA of Phaeodactylum tricornutum CCAP 1055/1, 867 nucleotides long. RefSeq lists its product with no specific name. The annotation marks the transcript as partial. NCBI's taxonomy places the organism in Eukaryota, Bacillariophyta, Bacillariophyceae, Surirellales, Neidiaceae. Gene Ontology annotation, molecular function: transporter activity. The transcript is spliced from 2 exons. The record is from RefSeq and is a predicted model, not a curated record. Gene Ontology annotation, biological process: transport.
AUGGUAUAUCAGCUCGCAGGGACCUUCACUUUGCUGAGCUGUCUUAUCAGUAUGUGGCACAUGACCGCCCAUUUGCGAAAGAUGAACCAACCUGACGUACAACGUCGCAUUUUGGCGAUUCUUUGGAUGUCACCGAUCUAUGCUAUUACAUCUUGGUUCAGUCUAGUAUUUCACUCUGCAGAGGGCUAUCUCGCGAUAAUCAAAGAUGGCUAUGAAUCUUACAUCAUCUACCAGUUUCUGUCCUUUUGCAUUGCCGUUCUGGGCAAAGGUGAUCGCAAUGCUGUCGUUGAUCUUCUGGCUCGACGAGCGGAUCAUAUGACCCCUCCCUUUCGACUUUUUGGAGUCUUUGAAAUAUGCUGUUCUUGUUGCAGGCCCGAUCCGUAUGUGAAUGAUCGUGCCUUGGCGGAUGCAAUUCUGUUGCAGUGUCAGUUUUUCGCCUUGCAGUUCGUUUUCUUCCGACCCUUGACGACAACAGCCAUGGUAGUACUUGAUAAGCUGCAAUAUUAUGGACUAGGGACGGGUCCGACAGACUAUCGAUCGCCACAGUUCUAUAUUGUCAUUGUGCAGAAUGUUUCAAUCUUUGUGGCGUUUGCAGGUCUCCUUAAGUUCUACCACGCUGUUGAUCAAGAUCUUGCUUGGUGCCGGCCUUUCGCGAAAUUUCUUUGUAUCAAAGGUGUCGUUUUUAUGACAUUCUGGCAAGGUCUCGCAUUAGGUAUCUUGGCGCAGACGACAGAUGUCGGUGGACAAGAUGCAGACGAAUGGGGCAAGUCGGCCCAGAACUUUCUAAUCUGUCUCGAAAUGUUGCUGUUCUCAAUAGCUCAUUUCUACUGCUUUCCAACCGAAGAAUGGGAAGAAGGAUACCGGGUG